AUGUCGCCUCCAAGAUCCUGGUUCCGUCAGGGGCCUAUGCGCCCAGUCAUCGAGGUCGGCAAGGUCAUCAAACUUUCACACCCACAGCCUAGCAAGUGGAGGAUUUGCGAAGUCCUUCAUGAAUACGACCUCCAGAGGCACGAAAAUGCUCCACGUCCCUCUUACACCUCUAUUCUGCUAUCCGGUUAUGAGAUCGGUGGCUCCAGAAGACCGUCUAUGAUGCGUGUCGUUGUGCAAAUCCCGUCUAUCGAGACACAACUCGAAAACUCGACUGUUCGGGCGAAGGAAGCCACGAGCUUGAGAACCUCGGGAUUUCGCGCCUUUUUGACCUUCACUAAAGAAGGGUCGACAUUCACACCUCCCCUUCUCGGAUAUCUUGAGGAUGGACAAGACCGCUCAGGGCUAGUCCCUGGCGGCUAUAUUACUUACUAUGCCUGGGAGGUUGUCCCUGGAAUACGUCUAGGUGACGAUACCGGAAAGGCUUCUCUGUUCUGGACCUUGGAUGAGAAAGAGCGAGAAGAAAUUCGCGAUGCUUUUCGGGAUACUUUCGUGAAAAUUACAUCGAUGCGUGUGUGGCCGGAUACUGCUGGUGCACCCAAUCUAGUUUGGAACUCGAAGACUAAAACUCUCACCUGGGUAGGAUUUCGGGAUUGCGAUGUCAAUGCCAAGCCAUCGCCCUGGAAAGAUCUCGCGUUGCCCCUAUUCGAUCUCGUCAAAGCGCCUAAUAAUUUAUGGUUGUACCCUGAUUGGAAUGGCGAGACUUCAGAGUGGAAGUACUAG
This is a messenger RNA of Penicillium canariense, 780 nucleotides long. RefSeq lists its product as uncharacterized. Lineage: Eukaryota; Fungi; Ascomycota; Eurotiomycetes; Eurotiales; Aspergillaceae. The record is from RefSeq and is a predicted model, not a curated record. The transcript is spliced from 3 exons. Bases 1 to 780 code for a protein of 259 amino acids.